This is a messenger RNA of Coniosporium apollinis CBS 100218, 1095 nucleotides long. RefSeq lists its product as uncharacterized. Gene Ontology annotation, molecular function: protein disulfide isomerase activity. Bases 1 to 1095 code for a protein of 364 amino acids. The transcript is spliced from 2 exons. NCBI's taxonomy places the organism in Eukaryota, Fungi, Ascomycota, Dothideomycetes. Gene Ontology annotation, biological process: protein folding. Gene Ontology annotation, cellular component: endoplasmic reticulum. The record is from RefSeq and is a predicted model, not a curated record.
AUGGCUCGUCUCAGUUAUUUACUGCUAUCCUCACUGGCCGUCCUCGGCGCCAAUGCAGCAUCCGCUGUCAUAGACCUCACCCCGGACAACUUCGACUCGAUCGUCCUCAAGUCCGGCAAGCCGGCCCUCGUCGAGUUCUUCGCUCCCUGGUGCGGCCACUGCAAGACACUCGCCCCCGUAUACGAGGAGCUGGCCCAGAAUUUCGAGUCCGUCAAAGACAAGGUCACCAUUGCCAAAGUCGAUGCCGAUGACCACAAGGAGCUCGGCCGCAGGUUCGGCGUCCAGGGCUUUCCGACCCUCAAAUGGUUCGACGGCAAGAGCGACACCCCGAGCGACUAUAGCAGUGGCAGGGACCUCGAUAGUCUAUCCGCUUUCGUUACCGACAAGACGGGCGUCAAGCCUAAGACCAAGAAGGGCGUGCCUUCUGAGGUGGUUAUGCUCACGGACUCGUCAUUCAAGCAGGAGAUUGGCAAGGACAAGGACGUCUUGGUUGCCUUUACCGCUCCAUGGUGUGGACACUGCAAGACCCUCGCCCCGACAUGGGAAACCCUCGCCCGUGACUUCGCCUCCGAACCCACCGUCCUGAUUGCGAAGGUCGACGCCGAAGCACCCAAUGCCCGCGCCAUUGCCGAGGAACAAGGAAUCAAGUCCUACCCGACGAUCAAGUACUUCCCCAAGGGCUCAACCACACCAGAGGCUUACAACGGCGGGCGCACCGAGAAAGACCUCGUCAGCUUCAUGAACGAGAAAGCCGGCACGCACCGCGCGGUAGGAGGUGGUCUUGACAGUACCGCUGGCCUUAUCCCCGAGCUGGACGAGCUCGUCAAGCAGUACCUGGUUAAACCGGAUCCGGAGAUUCUCAAGCGGGGGUACAAGGCGAUGAAGGAGAUGGGCAAAGAUGUGUAUGUGGAGUACUACGGCAAAGUCGCGCAGAAGCUCCAUGCCAAUGCGGACUAUGUCGAGAAGGAGCUUAAGCGGCUUGAAGGCCUGCUGAGCAAGGGCUCCCUUGCCCCUGCGAAGUUGGACGAUUUGACGAAGCGCAGCAAUAUACUGCGGCAGUUUAGGAGCACGGAUGCCGGCAAAGAGGAACUAUGA